CCCGCAUUCGCACAAACAGCUUGAUCUUGACGCUCCUCCAUCAUUCACUUCCAAUCUAGUCCUGUCGGCGUGUUCUCGCGAGGUUUCAAGGCACAGGAGAGGGUUAGCCGAAUUCGCGCACUGGAAGAAGGAAGAGCUACGAAGGGGGAGGAGGAGUGGGGGGCGUCUGGAGAUUGUUGAACGAGUGGUGGUGGGGGUGUGUGAGAGUGAGCGAGAGAGCGCGCGAGCGUGCGUGAGGAGAGAGAGAGAGUGUAUGUGUGAGAGAGAGAGAGAGAGAGCGCGCAAGCGAGCAACCAGGGGAUCCAAUAUGGCAUCGGGCGAUACGUUGUACAUUGCGACCGACGGCUCGGAGAUGCCGGCCGAAAUCGUGGAGUUGCAUGAGAUCGAAGUGGAGACCAUCCCCGUGGAAACUAUCGAGACCACCGUUGUCGGAGAGGACGACGACGAAGACGACGACGAGCACCACCAGCCCAUGAUCGCUCUGCAACCCCUGGUGACGGACGAUCCGACUCAGGUUCACCAUCACCAGGAGGUUAUUCUGGUGCAGACCCGCGAAGAGGUGGUCGGUGGGGAUGAUUCGGACCUCCGGGCUGACGACGGCUUUGAGGACCAGAUCCUCAUCCCUGUGCCGGCCCCGGCGGCCGAAGAGGAGUACAUCGAGCAGACGCUGGUGACGGUCGCCGGGAAAAGCAGCUCCUCGUCAGGAGGGCGGAUGAAGAAAGGGGGCGGCAGCAGUGGCAAGAAAGCGGGCAAAAAGAGUUACCUGACUGGAGCUGAGGCAAGCGGCAGAAAAUGGGAACAGAAGCAGGUCCAGAUCAAGACCUUAGAAGGGGAGUUUUCUGUCACGAUGUGGGCAUCAGAUGACAAGAAGGAUAUUGACCAUGAGACGGUUGUGGAAGAACAGAUUAUUGGGGAAAACUCCCCUCCAGAUUAUUCAGAAUACAUGACUGGAAAGAAGCUACCACCAGGUGGAAUACCAGGCAUUGAUCUUUCAGACCCCAAACAGUUAGCAGAAUUUGCCAGUUUCGGAUCUCAGGGAGCCAGCCAGUACCUGAUCGUGCAGCAAGGAAACAAACCUGGACAGCAGAAAGGAGCGCAUUUCACAGAGUCAAGAAUGAAGCCAAGAAAAAUUAAAGAAGACGAUGCCCCCAGGACAAUAGCAUGUCCUCACAAAGGUUGCACAAAGAUGUUCAGGGACAAUUCUGCCAUGAGGAAGCACUUGCACACUCACGGGCCUCGUGUUCACGUGUGUGCGGAAUGUGGGAAGGCAUUUGUAGAAAGCUCCAAACUGAAGCGGCAUCAGCUUGUGCACACUGGGGAAAAGCCUUUUCAGUGCACGUUUGAGGGCUGCGGGAAGCGAUUCUCACUGGACUUCAAUUUACGCACUCACGUGCGAAUUCAUACCGGAGACCGGCCCUAUGUGUGCCCUUUUGAUGGUUGUAAUAAGAAGUUUGCUCAGUCGACUAACCUGAAGUCUCACAUCUUGACACACGCUAAAGCCAAAAACAACCAGUGAAAUGGUGCUGCAGACUUCCAGCUCAGUCCGCUCUUUGGUGCAGCAGCAUCUUCAUGGUGUCUAAACAAAACAAAAAAAAACACAAAAAAAAGCAACCUUUUCCUUUGUAUGUCCUUUCUUAGAAGAGUUUUAAAGAGAAAAAGAAAACACACAGAAAGUACUUUUCGAUAAGGUGAGGAAAAACAAACCCUUCAGAGACGACACUCUGCUGUUUCUCACCGCUAAUCCCAUUUAAAGAACACGCCGGUGUUUUUGUAAAAUGAUGAGAUGGACACAACGCGGUCCGUGCAGGAGGACGCCCAUCUGUGGACGGGUAUCAAAAGACAAUUCUUUAUACAAAUGUGCUAAACGAAAAGGAAAACAUUGGACUGAUUUUCACCUUUAAUUUACACCUGUCUGCAUAGAAAUCAGAUUGCUUUUUUAAUUUUAUAUCUUUCUAAGUGUGCAUAUUGUACACUUUCUUUGGGAUAUGCUUAGUAAUGCUAUGUGUGAUUAUAUUUUUUUCCCAAAAGGACUGAACUGUUCUUGUAUUGAAUCUUCUUGGAAGAGAAUUACCAGUUGCUGUACUUCACACAUACUUCAGAAGUAUUUUUUCUGUAAAAAGUUACAUAAGGUUUUUUUUGUUCUGUUUUGUUUUUUUUUUUUUGUUUGUUUUAUUAUUAUUUUUGGCUCCAAUUUGGUUGUAUUCUUUAUUGUUAACUCAUUUUUGUAUAAUUGUAUCGUAUAACUGUAUUGAAAUCAUGUAGACAUUAAUACCAAUGUGAUUUAAAUAGUGUUAAUUAAAACCAUUUUAGUCACACUUUUUAUUAUUUCCACCCCCUGCUGUAUGGCCCGAUGUCAAAGGCUCGACUUUUUCUUUUUUUUUUUUUUAUGGGGGGGACUUCAAGCCGAGUUCCCACGCCGCUUGUGCUCUCCCAGCAUGGGGCUCAGCGUCCAGGUAGUGGCACAGAGCUUAAGAGAAGGAGGACUGGAGGCUGCAAAAUGAGCACUUAGCCAACGUGAUUUUUUUUUUUUUUAUUAUUUUUAUUAUUGGGUUGUUCUCAUAGAAGAGGUGAGCUACACAGGACUGUGGCUCAGGGGUCCGAGACCCGACGCCAUCCUGCUGUGGAAUGCAAGGGUUGAGCCUCUCGAGCGCACAACGCUUCUGCCUGGCGUUUGCUGAAGUGGGUCUCGCCGGGUUACGUUCAGGUGAUGUUAGGAUUCUCCAGAGUUAAGAAUUUCUAUUGUUGGCAUAAGCCAUGAAAUUCUGCAGUUUUAUGUGCGCACGCACACACACACACACACACACACCCACACCUUAGUGAGAAUGCUGCUUUGAGUUUAAUGGGACAGACAGACAGACAGACUGCCUGGGAUGUGCCGAAGUGAGAAUGCCUGGCUGGCAUGCAGGUCCAAAUCCUGCCGUUUUUUUGUAUUUUUUUUGUUUAAAUCGGUUCACCAAUUUGCAUUACAGUAUGUGGGUCAUUGAACAUUUUUUUUUUUUUUUUCCAUUUUAUUUUCAAAAUGUUGUGUGUGCUUUGCUCUGAUUUUGUUCUGUAAUAAAGAAACCCUGCUUUAUACUUUGUCAUGACUGAAAAAUGUAUUUAAGACAUUGUGGGUCAAUCGCAGUGCACCUCUUGACGAGACCAUGAGAAGCUCAUCCGUAACCGUCCGCUCCAUUGCUGGAACUAUAAAGUGGGACCAGAGGCAGACAUGUCAGGUGUGUGGACCAGGUGAUGAUGGGAAAUCGUCAAGGGGCUCAUCCCAGAAAUCAAGAUAAGACCUGAGUAAGUAAAGUGUUUAUGUGCUCUCGGACAGCCGGGAAAAUUACAAGAUUCCGAGUCUGAAA
Polypterus senegalus (gray bichir) is the source of this 3344-nucleotide messenger RNA. Its product is annotated as transcriptional repressor protein YY1-like. NCBI's taxonomy places the organism in Eukaryota, Metazoa, Chordata, Cladistia, Polypteriformes, Polypteridae. Gene Ontology annotation, molecular function: DNA-binding transcription factor activity, RNA polymerase II-specific; RNA polymerase II cis-regulatory region sequence-specific DNA binding. The record is from RefSeq and is a predicted model, not a curated record. The coding region runs from base 254 to 1516 and encodes 420 amino acids. Gene Ontology annotation, cellular component: transcription regulator complex; PcG protein complex. The transcript is spliced from 6 exons. Gene Ontology annotation, biological process: regulation of transcription by RNA polymerase II.